CAUCAUCUAACGAAAUGAAAGGGGGUACUGUGUGGAAUGAGAAACUUGAGGGGCACAACUCCACAAAUCUAUCUUCUGGAAGAAAUGAACUUGCUCCAAAGCUUAUUGCUUCUACCUCCACUCCUGAUACCAAUGUAAUCUCUGAGCAACUGUACAAUUGUCAUACACCAAAUGUGAUUCCAGGAGUUCUUACUGGUGAAGAUUUUGAAGUAUCCAUGCUGUCUGAGCUCAAUGAAUAUUAUUUAACUCAGCGUCACUCUGUUAAAGGCUGGAAAUCUUAUAAAAAAAAGGACAGGCAGCCAAAUUCUGUUGCUGAGCAUGGUGCAUCUCGGCAUCUUCUCUCUUUUCUAGAGGAGCCAGACCAAACAGAUAAGGAAAAGUUUUCAAAGCUAAGCAUGGCUUCCAUAGGUUUUGCAAAGGAUUCACAAACAACAGAAUUUGCAGGUAUUCAGGCACACUCUGUUGGCAUGGUUACAGGAAAUGAUAUGUUGAAGCCUCGUGAAUUUCCAUUUCCAGCUAGUGGUAAUAAUAAAAUAUUUUGUCCAGCAGUCAAUGAAUCUAGAUCCAUUGGGAUUAAUUGUGAAGGUAUUAUUUCAAAAAGCUGUUGUAAGAGAACUGCAGUGAGUAAAAUUGGGGAGAGUAUAUCGAUCUCUGAUGAUAGCCAGACCAAUAUAGGAUAUAACCUUGGAAGUGAGUCAGAGUCCAAGCUCAGUCCUGUCAGUGGCUUUGAUGAAAGUGCUGAUUCAAUAGAAGAAGUUUGUUUACCAGAUGAGGACAGUUUGAUUACAGUAGAUGACUUCAUACUUCCACAAGACUCCACAUUUUCAGCUGAAGGUGGUUCAGUUAAAUCUGAUUUUUUUACCGUGAAUUCCCAGGUUGAUAAUUCUGAUGAGCUAGAAGCUCUUAGUCUCAACCGUGGUGAGGAAAUAUAUACUGAACUUGCUUUGGAUGGUCCUAUUUUUGAUUCUUACGAUGUGCUGGGUUUGGAGACUUCUUAUCAAAGUAUGCAUAGCAAGCAAUCUUUUUCAUCAUUUGACCAACACCAUAUAAAUCCAGUGAAGGUAUUUUUCAGAUCUUCAGAUGCUCAAGAAGUUCAAAUGAGUCAUAAGACAAGGCCCUUAGAUUCAAAGAACUAUCUUUAUAAUCCACAACCACUCCAUCCUUUUUCUACAAAUGUGCUUUCUGGUCAUUUCCAGCACCCUCAAGCUGACCAAAGGAGGUUUGGACAUCCUAUCAAUAGUCCACCAGUACAGCAGAUGCCCACUCCAAGCAAAUCUUCUCCUCACCAAGUUGGUGUACUGCCAAGAGGUUCACCUUCUCUUCAUCCCAGUAAUGAAAUGAAUUGCUAUACUCAGGAGCUACUAUACCCAACACAAAAUCUUCCAUUAUAUUAUGGACAACAAUACUAUCAGGGCCUUGACAUGCCAAUUGCAGGUCAUAUUGUCGGUGGAAUCAGUGAUAAAGCAGCCUACAAUAGGCUCUUGGAGAUGGAAGUAAGAUCAAGGCAGGCACAUCCUCUUGCUGUGGCUGGUCAUGGUCACAAUUCAGAAAUCUUCAGCAAACAGGUGGACAUGGGAUUUUGGUAUGGAAAAUAAACAAUUUGGCUGAAUAUAGAUGUGCUACAUGAGUUCAACUUUAGCAUGGAUGUUAAUCUCUUUGGUGAUACUGGAUAUUUGACUUCCAUAUUUUUAUUUUUUACUACAAUUUAAACUGAGAUCGAA
Messenger RNA from Pistacia vera, 1721 nucleotides. RefSeq lists its product as uncharacterized. The transcript has 3 exons. Lineage: Eukaryota; Viridiplantae; Streptophyta; Magnoliopsida; Sapindales; Anacardiaceae. The record is from RefSeq and is a predicted model, not a curated record. Bases 15 to 1595 code for a protein of 526 amino acids.